Molecule: messenger RNA, 1505 nt
Organism: Pygocentrus nattereri (red-bellied piranha)
Lineage: Eukaryota; Metazoa; Chordata; Actinopteri; Characiformes; Serrasalmidae
Product: elastase-1-like
Exons: 8
Coding region: 132-941 (269 amino acids)
Biological process (GO): proteolysis
Molecular function (GO): serine-type endopeptidase activity
Source: RefSeq, a predicted model, not a curated record
GUCAAAGUCAUUUACAGAAAUCAGUCAUCAAUCAACAAAGUGCAUCUAAUCCCACCCCCCGAUCCUGAUCCUCACUGUAUAAAAGGCUUCACAGCUUUCUGCUCUGCACAUCGUCCUGAACGACUGCAAAGAUGCUGAGAAUCCUCUACUUCACCACCUUCGCUGCACUUGUGCUGGGUCAGUCUGGGGUCGCCCCACCUGGAAAAGGUGGACAGGUACAAACCAAAGUGGUUGGUGGUUCAGUAACCACCCCCAACGCUUGGCCCUGGCAGGUCUCCCUGCGAGUUCAGAGCGGCACCUGCUACAACCACGUCUGUGGAGGAGUGCUGAUCAAAACGAACUGGGUGCUGACCACUGCUCAGUGUGUGUCCGGCAUUGCGGUGUCCCUCGUUGUUCUCGGUGAGCAUGAUCUGACCGCAUCUGAAAGGAAGGAGCAGUUCUUUGGAGUCAGUGCCAUCUACAUCCACCCCAGCUGGAAUAGUGAUCUGACCGCUGGGAACGACAUCGCCCUGAUUCGCCUCACCUCCAACGCCAUCCUGAACUCUUACGUGCAGCUGGCUACUCUGCCCCCUGCAGGCCAGAUCCUCUCAGGCAACACGGCCUGCUAUAUCACUGGCUGGGGGGUCACACAGAAUGGAGGUUUUCUCUCUGCUCAGCUGAGACAGGCUUCACUGCCUUCAGUCGACUACGCCACCUGCAGCAGCAGCACCUGGUGGGGCACUGCUGUCAAAACCACCAUGAUCUGCGCUGGCGGUGCAGGAACUGCUGCUGGUUGCACCGGGGACUCCGGUGGUCCUCUGAACUGUGUGGUUGGUGGCAGGUAUGUAGUCCAUGGACUCACCAGCUUUGUGUCGACUGCUGGCUGCAACACCAUCAGGAAACCCACCGUCUUCACCCGCGUGUCUGCCUACCUCUCCUGGGUGCAGGGUAUCACAGGAUAAAUGGAACCCAGCAGACAAGCGAGAUGGUCUCCUGACAUCGAGAGAAUCCUUCAGUUUCUACGCUUGGAUUCAUCUAUUCUUCAGAUGUUUGAUUCAUAUGAUCACGCUUCCCUUCAGCUCCUAAGCUGACCAGGACUCCAUUUCCCAGAAUGCUACUCACUCUCACAUGACUCCUAACCAGAGUCACUAGCUUAGCCUUGAUCUUAGUCUCCUGAUUACUGAGUGUUGCUACCUGUGCCUCUUCUUAAAUAUACUCACCCUUAUGUUCAGUUCUUUGCCGUGUUUUGAUUGGCUCUCUAGCAUUAUCUCUAGCAUUUGAUUGGCUCUCUAGCAUUACGAAGCAUUCCCUGUCUGUAUGUUUCCUCAUCUUUUGACCUUUGCUUGUUUUUCGACCCGUGUUUUGUCUCUCCCUUUUGACUCUGUCUUCCGGUUUUGAAUCUUUGCCUAGUUUCCCUACUUCAUCUUCUGGUAUGCCCCCUUACCACUUGUACUUUUUGCUGUUGCUGAUUGGGAAUGUUUUUGUUCCCGUUUUGUCUAAGCCCUUUAUUAAAACCCCUUUUCAUC